This is a messenger RNA of Pogonomyrmex barbatus (red harvester ant), 1006 nucleotides long. RefSeq names its product dynein axonemal assembly factor 19. Lineage: Eukaryota; Metazoa; Arthropoda; Insecta; Hymenoptera; Formicidae. Gene Ontology annotation, cellular component: outer dynein arm. The record is from RefSeq and is a predicted model, not a curated record. Gene Ontology annotation, biological process: inner dynein arm assembly; determination of left/right symmetry; epithelial cilium movement involved in extracellular fluid movement.
ACGAAUUAGAAGGAAAUAAAAGAAUUGCAAUAUAGAUUAGAGCAAAUUUGUGAUUUGUCAAUAUAUCGAGCUAACUGAAGUUUCUAUGACAACAAACAGUUCUGUCAUCAUGUUACUGUUAGUACUUGAACGAGAAAUGUGUUAAAAUAAAGUGUACAACGACAAUGAGUGCGUUGAAAACUCCAAUAGAUUAUAGAGGUUUGGAAGAGGAACUACAUGCGGCUCUCGUAGCCGACGAAUUAUAUAAAUUACAAAACGACGCUAAAAUUCGAGCGAUUGAACAAGCAGUACCGACAUAUGAGCACUUCAAACAGAUGGUGAAUGGCGCUCAUCUGAAACCUCUGGAUCGCGAUGACAUGAAACCUAAAAUCGGUGUAAAAUGGAAUCCUCUGAUCAAUAUUGCUAGACCUGAUUCAAAUGCAUCUUUGAAGGAAUCAAUAUGCAACAAAAAUAACAACGAAAAUAUCGCGAAAAGAUCUCACGAGACAUGUGAGAACUUUUUACAAACUUGGAAGACAAUCGCUGACUACUCCGAAAAAUUUACCUACAUGUGGAAUCUAAGACACAGUUUGCAACGUUAUGUCUUUCGGAUAGAAAUCCCAGCGUCUUUCCUCGGCGAUUUCAUUAACGUGUGUCUGCAGCAUUUGUCAAGGAUGGAUGAUGUUACAUCAGUUGUAGAACUUCUUGACGUAUUAAGCGCGUGUAACCGGUUCGAUCUGACGGUGUGUUUCAUGACAAGAGACGAGCAAUCUGCAUGUGAACAGCUUUUCCGACAGUUGCAAUUAAAAGUAGGAUCGUCGAACGAAUCCCUGGAAAGAACGAUUAAAUCAUUAGCCGCGAAAUAUCAAAUCAACCUCGAUUAAAAAAGCACAGAAUAUUCUAAAAAUAGAUUAACAUUAUAACAUUAUUACAUUGAACUACAUCUCCUCUAACUGGAAUUAGUCAACUUCAUUGUGUUAUCAAUACGAUACAAGAUAAACGGGAGAAAUAAAGCGAAAUGAUUGAA